UAAGAGAACCAGGUGGAAACAUCAGGCUGUAUUGCAAAGGGGCUGAUACAGUCAUUUAUGAACGGUUGCACCCAAGGAAUCUAAAGAGAGAGGCUACAGAAGAAGCACUAGAUAUUUUCGCAAAUGAAACUCUUAGGACGCUCUGCCUGUGCUAUAGAGACAUUAGCCAGGAUGAAUUUGAAGCAUGGAAUAAAAAGUUUGUGGAGGCCAGUGUAGCUACAACUAAUCGUGAUGAAGCUCUGGACAAAGUGUAUGAGGAAAUAGAAAAAAACUUGAUUCUGCUUGGGGCGACAGCUAUUGAAGACAAACUACAGGAUGGAGUGCCAGAAACUAUUUCCCGACUUUCAAAAGCAGACAUUAAAAUCUGGGUGCUUACUGGUGACAAAAAAGAAACUGCUGAAAACAUUGGAUUCUCCUGUGAACUCUUAACAGAUGAAACAACAAUCUGCUAUGGAGAAGAUAUCAGUGCUCUUCUCCAAACUAGGUUGGAAAACCAGAGGAACAGAGCUGGAUCCAGUACGCAUUCCUACCUAAGAAUGAACGAGCCCUUCUUCCAGGGUAGUAGAGAUCGUGCUUUAAUAAUCACUGGCUCCUGGCUGAAUGAAAUCCUGCUGGAGAAGAAAAAGAAGAAAAAGAAACUUAAACUGAAAUUCCCCAGAACAGCAGAAGAGGAAAAAAGGCAAACUGAAAAGAGAAGAAGGGCCGACGCUUACAAAGAGCAGCAGCAGCAGAACUUUGUUGAUUUGGCCUGCGAAUGCAGGGCUGUGAUCUGCUGUCGAGUGACUCCGAAGCAGAAGGCCAUGGUGGUCGAGCUGGUGAAGAAGUACAAGAAAGCUAUCACUCUGGCUAUUGGCGACGGUGCCAACGAUGUAAACAUGAUUAAAACUGCCCACAUUGGAGUUGGAAUCAGCGGCCAAGAAGGGAUGCAAGCCGUCAUGUCAAGUGACUACUCUUUCGGGCAGUUCCGCUACCUCCAAAGACUGCUGCUGGUCCACGGACGAUGGUCUUACAUUAGGAUGUGCAAGUUUCUAAGAUAUUUUUUCUACAAAAACUUUGCUUUUACACUAGUCCACAUCUGGUAUUCAUUCUUUAAUGGCUUUUCUGCUCAGACAGCAUAUGAAGACUGGUUCAUCACGCUCUACAACGUCUUGUAUUCCAGUCUCCCGGUUCUGCUGGUUGGCUUGCUUGACCAGGAUGUGAGCGACAGAUUGAGUCUUCGGUUCCCUGGACUGUAUGUUUUGGGCCAGAAAGAUUCACUUUUUAACUACAAGAAAUUCUUCUUAAGUUUGCUUCAUGGAGCUAUAACUUCCUUGAUCAUCUUCUUCAUACCAUAUGGAGCUUACCUUAAAACUAUGGGCCAAGAUGGAGAAGCUCCUGCAGAUUAUCAGUCAUUCGCUGUCACGGCAGCAUCCUCUCUGAUAUUCGUCGUCAAUUUUCAGAUUGGCUUGGAUACGUCUUACUGGACUUUUGUUAACGCUUUUUCAGUAUUUGGCAGUAUUGCACUUUACUUUGGUAUCACGUUUGACCUACACAGCGCUGGAAUCCACGUUCUCUUUCCUUCUGGCUUUCAGUUCACAGGAACUGCUCCGAAUGCUCUGAGGCAGCCGUACCUCUGGCUGACCAUGAUUUUAUCAAUUGCUGUUUGCUUACUUCCUGUAGUGGCACAGCGUUUCUUAUCCACGACCAUUUGGCCUUCGGAAAGCGACAGAAUCCAGAGGAACCGCAAGAAAUACCUGGCAGAGCAGCACCAGUGGCAGCGCCGCCGGAGCGCUUUCCGCCGCGGGGUGUCCGGCCGUCGUUCCGCCUACGCUUUCUCCCACCAGCGGGGAUACGCUGAUCUCAUCGCCUCUGGGCGCAGCAUACGGAAAAAACGGGCUCCUCUGGAUGCGGUGCUGGGCGCCGGCGUGACGGAACAGUUGACUACAGCUCACUGCACGAAAUCGAGAGAGCUCUUUGAUCCC
Messenger RNA from Tauraco erythrolophus (red-crested turaco), 1961 nucleotides. NCBI's taxonomy places the organism in Eukaryota, Metazoa, Chordata, Aves, Musophagiformes, Musophagidae. The record is from RefSeq and is a predicted model, not a curated record.